Molecule: messenger RNA, 645 nt
Organism: Amborella trichopoda
Lineage: Eukaryota; Viridiplantae; Streptophyta; Magnoliopsida; Amborellales; Amborellaceae
Source: RefSeq, a predicted model, not a curated record
AUGGCAGCCCGUGCAAUACUCACCGAAUUGCUUAAGGAAGAGAGGUUCAAUGAAACCAACUUCUCGGAAUGGAGAAGGAAAAUUGGUUAUGUAUUUCAUGAAGAUGGUCUAUUGCCAUUAUUGACUUCUAGACCACCUGAUUUGCCCGUAAUCAAUGCUCUUCAAUUUGUAAAGGAUGCAUAUGAGACAUGGCAUAACAAAAACCAAAGUGCCAUGAAUAUUAUUUUUGAAACCAUGAGUGAUUCCUUUGUUAAGGAGUAUGAGAAUUUCAUAUGGGUCAAAGAUAUUAUGGAGAGCAUGAAAAAGAAAUACGACAUACCGAAUGAAGCUCAAACGAUCAUUAGAAUGAGGAAUAUCAUGUGUUGCUUAAUGGAUGAUCACACCAUAGUAAGUGAUCAUCUAAGAGAGUUCAAGAGUUUUAUAAGAGAGAGUGAGAGAACCGGUCACUCAUAUGAUGAGGUGACACAAAAGACGAUAUUUGUGCUUUCGAUCUCUCCCUCAUGGGAGACCUUUAUGGCCAAUUUGAUGGCCAAAGAUGAGCCUAUAACAGUGGAGGAGAUUGCAUUUUCCAUAAAAGGGAAAGAGCAAAGAAAGAUGACAAUGGAUGGAUCAUCUUCCAUGGUCUAUAUGGUAAAAUCUCACUAA